AUGAUUCUUCACUGCUCAAACUUUGUCAUUUAUCUAUGGUUUUCAUUUGUGUUGAUCAAUAUUUCCGUUGCUCAACAAUAUCCAAGACCUCAUCGUCUAUGUGUCAAUCGUAAAAACCCAUCACAGUAUUAUCCAUGUGUUCUUAAUUAUAUUGGUAUUAAUAAUUGGUCGAUAUAUCAAUGUCCAGAUCAAUUGCUAUUCAAUGAAACAUUACAAAAAUGUUAUGCGAAAGCAACUCCGCUUAGUAGACGUUUAGAUCAACGCACUUUAUUAUCAUCCUUGGAUGAUUCUCUAUACGAACAAAUUAAUAAUUUUCUUCGAUCAAAUUCCAUGUUUCAAGAAGAAGAGCAAACAACUACAAUAAAACCAUUUUGGAAUGAAAGACCUAUGAAUAGUGGAGGUGUUUUUUGGGCAAACGGCUAUCCACUUAUGAGAUUAAAUAAUCAACCAAUGUUUCAACCAAAGCCAUCGAUCAACUCAAGAUUAAGUUAUUUUUCUCAGCAACACCCUUAUCCUGCACCAGUCAGUGAAGAAGAACUGAAAUACAAGAAAAUCUGCUAUUUUACUAAUUGGUCUCAAUAUCGGAAUGCUCCGGCUAAAUUUGAACCUGAAAAUAUUGAUCCGUUUCUUUGCACACAUAUUAUUUAUGCUUUUGCCUAUGUAAGCAACAAAACGUUUUUACUAGAAACAGUAGAAGAAAAUGAUGAAGACCUUUAUCGACGUGUAAAUGCACUGAAAAGACGUAAUCCAAAAUUAAAAACCAUAUUAGGCGUCGGUGGAUGGAAUAUGAAAUCAUAUGCAUUUUCGGUAAUGGUACAUGAUGAUGCAAAACGAAGAAAUUUCAUAUAUGAUUCGAUUAAUUUUCUUCAUAAACAUAAUUUUGAUGGUUUGGAAGUCGAUUGGGAAUAUCCAGGUAUACGUGGUGGACAACCAGAUGAUAAGUAUUAUCUAACGUUAUUUUUUCAAGAUUUUAAAGAAGCUGCUGAAGCACAAUCGAUUAUUACAAGUCAACCACGAUUAUUAAUAGCGGCGGCUGUUGCUGCUAGUGAAGAUAUUAUUUCAAAUGCUUAUGAAAUCGAUAAAAUUUCAAAAGUUUUAGAUUUUAUCAAUAUCAUGACCUAUGAUUUUCAUGGAGCAUGGCAAAAUCAUACAGGAUUAAAUGCUCCACUGUACAGACGUUAUGAUGAAACUGCAGAAGAGGCAAUGUUCAAUCAAGAUUUCGGUAUGAGUAUUUGGUUAAAGAACGGUGCACCAGCUCAUAAACUCGUUCUUGGUAUUCCAUUAUUUUCUCGAACAUUUUUAUUAGCACGAGCUGAUGACCAUGAUCUUCGAGCACCUACCAUUGGCAAUGGCACAGAAGGUCCAUAUACACGUAGUGCUGGCUUUUUAUCUUAUUUUGAAGCUUGUGUAUUUCAAAUGGAUCCUGAAUGGAAGAAACGUGCAGUACCCGAUGGAUCAGAAUCUGGAUAUAUGUAUAAAGAUCGUGACUGGAUUUCGUAUGAUACACUUGAAAAUGUAAAAAAACGAGCAGCUUAUGUUGUAGCUAAUCAUUUCGGCGGCUUAUUUGUUUGGUCACUUGACAUGGAUGAUUUUAAUGGAGCUUUUUGUAAUAAUGGUACAUAUCCAUUCAUAAAAAAUUCUUUAUCACUUUUACCAACGCAUCUGUCUUCGUAUCUUUAA
Molecule: messenger RNA, 1680 nt
Organism: Rotaria socialis
Lineage: Eukaryota; Metazoa; Rotifera; Eurotatoria; Philodinida; Philodinidae
Source: the annotation of a GenBank genome assembly